AUUAGUUCUCGACUGCAAGCGGCUGUUGAAAAACUUCUGGAAGCUAUCAAUGAAACUUCCAAUCAGCCACUACGCAUUUCCUAAAACAAACUUUAAGGAGUGAGAGAAGCCUGGCAACAUCUUCAAAGUGACUGCUUGAGACCUGUCUAAACACACAUUUCAGACUGAAGUGCAGUUGGAAUCCUUUCAGACAAGACGUGGAGUGGGUGUGUUAUAAUUCAGAUUCCACCUGCUGGUGUUAUAUACAGGUAAAUAGAUCAGGCCCCUCCCCUGUUCUUUGACUGGGAGAUACUAACAGAAAGUCUUGAAACAAGCAGAGUCUGAGAAAGCUCUUCCUGUUGAAUUAACUUGAAGAACAGGAAUGAAGGCAAACAACGACAUCUCUGUAUUUCUCUUUCGUUGGCCGUAGGGGAGGUGGAAAAUCAUUUUUAGUUUCUGUUCUGCUACCGUGCUUGUCUGCUGGAGUGUACCUGCUCAGGUAAAAAAAAAAUCAUGCCUCCCUGCUGUGGAAAUUACCAGCCAGCUGCUACUGGAAGAUUUGUGUUGCUUUUUCAUGUGAAACUUCUCCAAGGAGGAUUUUUAGGAGUGACCGUAUGAAGUUUUCGUGCAUCUCUCCCUUGGAUUUCUGUGCUCCUGAGUUACUCUUCUGAUCCUGGGGAUUCUCAGUAGGUUUGUCACUGACAGUACUGAUGCAUGUUCUCAGACUGCUAAAUGUACGUAUUCUUUACAACUUUCUGUUAGCAAUUUCUAAAGGCAGUUUAGCUAGUGUAAAAUACUGAUGUGGCAGUUAAGAAGACAGUGACGGCAGCAUUUGGGAAUGGAUUCUUACCGCACGUACUGGGCAGCUAAUCUCUUGAAUCCUCUGUGGACAGAAGGCCAAGAAGAAGACAUUUAUGAGGUUGAAUCUCGUGUGCCUUUGCCAUAUCCUUUUCCUUUCACUGAACACUUGGAUGAGAAUAAUUCUGUAGUUGUAAAUACUGCGAUUUUUCACUUCAAACACACAAAAAAAGGGCACAUUUUAAAAGUUGUUUCUAAAAUUUCCUUGCCUACACCACCUUACUCACUUGAACAUGCCAAAAUUACUCAGACAGAACUCAUGCGAGAAUCCUUCAAAAAGCAAGAAGAGGCCACAGAGUUUAUCAGGUAUCAGGAAGAGCUGCAAGAACGUCUCAGUGAAGAAACCAAAGCCAGAGAGCAGUUGGCUUUGGAGCUUAGUAAAGCUGAAGGCCUCAUUGAUGGUUAUGCAGAUGAAAAAGCAUUUCUGGAAAAACAACUGCAGGAAAAAAUAGAUGUAAUUGACCAUCUUGAGCAAGAACUACUGUGUACAGGUAACAAAUUGCAGGAAUUAGAGGCUGAACAGCAGCAGAUCCAGGAAGAAAAGGAGUUACUUGCCAGACAGAAGGAUGCCAUGAGAGCAGAUGCGGGGCCAGUAGAGCAGCGCCUAGUAGAUGCUGCAGUCGAUGCAGCUUCCCAAGCAGGUGUGUUUGUAUGUUGCAUGGCCAAUCCUGUAACUGGGUGGAAGAUUUAGACGUACUGACAUUGUUAAUCAGGAUUAUUGGGCUUUUGGCUUACUGACAUCACUUGUAAUUCUUACUGGCCUGCAGCUUUGAUGUUGUAUUUCAUACUCAGUUUUACAUUUUGCUAACAACAUUUCUUAUUAUUUCUAUGCAUAAAUAAGCAAAUUCAUUAAUAACCAUCAUCUUAUUCACCUAUGAAUUACACAUACUUAGUUGAUAUUGGAGGGAUAUUUUUGUAGGGUUUUUUUUCUCCACUUUUGUUUCCAAAUAUUACUGAAGUCUUUCUUUUUAAUAUCUAAACAAUGUGUUAUAUGGACAUACAAUGGUUACCUUAAAAUAAGAAUUGGUUCAGUAUGAUGUAAGAUGAUGGUGCCUAAAAGGAUAUUUCUUCUAUAGUGAUUGUAAAUUGUAUUGUUUCUGUCUAAUUAUCAAUCAUGUUUUAAAGACUCUCCAAAUGUAAUUGCACUUUACAGUUUGGAUUUUGCCUCAAGGGAUGCCUUAACGGUUAGUUAACAUGUACUUCAAUGGGCUGUGGCUUAAGAGUUUUAAUCGUGGUUUGGGGCUUUACUAUAUACGUGUGCCAGCAUUUUCGUGAAGAAUCAGAAUUGGGCAUUCAGUCAUUGAUUUUUGCAAAGCCUCAGUUACAGAUCAGUAAUUUCCCCCUCUGCCUGGCAAUCUUGCUAAGUCUUUCAGUAUUUCCUUCAAAGUAUUUCUACAUAUCACAUUAAAUGCUGAAGCCUGGGAGUGGAAUGAUUUUAAUUAUCCUAAGGAGGAGAAAAAUAUUGGGUUUCCUGCAUUUCCAUUGCUAGCCCUUGUGCUGACUAGCUAUGGUUCGAAUCUGUUUUUCUUUUCUGUGCCAGUUAUACAAAGACCGUGUAAUUUAUGUGUAACUUAAAUGGGGAAAUGAUCUAAUAUCAUUUCACUGUCAGUCCUCUGAAGUUUAUCUAAAGGACAGCCGUUUUGGAAAGAACUUGCUAUAAUGAUUAUCUUGAUUACUUCUCAAAA
Molecule: messenger RNA, 2522 nt
Organism: Meleagris gallopavo (turkey)
Lineage: Eukaryota; Metazoa; Chordata; Aves; Galliformes; Phasianidae
Source: RefSeq, a predicted model, not a curated record